This is a messenger RNA of Hermetia illucens (black soldier fly), 1985 nucleotides long. It is a transcript of the gene SmydA-2, whose product is annotated as SET domain-containing protein SmydA-8. Gene Ontology annotation, molecular function: protein binding. Lineage: Eukaryota; Metazoa; Arthropoda; Insecta; Diptera; Stratiomyidae. Bases 223 to 1806 code for a protein of 527 amino acids. The transcript has 5 exons. The record is from RefSeq and is a predicted model, not a curated record.
AUAAGCAAGCACUCAAAUUAAAGAUCUCUCCGAUUUGAUAAUAUCAAAAGUUCAGUUUUUCGUAACUGACCACUUAGUGAGCGCGAUCAAAACAAUCUAAACAGCGGAACAAAGUGUGCGAAUUCGUCCGAGCUCACGCCUUAGCUAGUCCUCCAAAAAUAAAUCUUGCAAAAAUAUUCUAAUUAAUCAAAGUUAAAAUAAAGUCAAGUGGUUCUGCGGGAAAUGCCUAUUCCAUUGAAUUGUCCAAUUUGUGGUGUUCCAUCGACGCUAAAGUGCGGUGGCUGCAGAAAUGUCGUCUAUUGUGGAAAGGAGCAUCAGAAGCUGCAUUGGCGAAAGGAGCAUAAAGUUUUGUGCAAAUGUUUUGAGAUAGAUACAGAUCCCAAAUUAGGGAGAUAUGUAAGAUCCACGCGUGACAUAAAAAAAGGCGAAGUGGUCAUGCGUGAAAUCCCCGCAUUGAUUGCCCCCAAACUGAUGACAUAUCCAAUUUGCUUAGGAUGCCACCAAAAAUUGACAGUUAAACCAGGCGAACGCGACUAUUACAAAUGUAGCCAAUGUACCUGGCCACUAUGCAGCUUAGCAUGUGAAAAUUCAAAAUAUCACAAACCAGAAUGCGAAGUAAUGGCCAAACGUAAAUUCAAUUGCAAUAUCAACUACGACGCCAAAAAUGGACCAAAAAAAGAGUCAGCCUAUUGUGUCAUUUCUCCACUACGAUGUCUUCUACUGCGAAACUCUAAUCCGAAACUUUAUGAAAAAAUCUUGAAAUUGGAGGAUCAUCUCGAUAAACGGAUAAACACACCAGUUUACGCCAUUCUAAAGUCAAAUCUACUAACAUUUGUCCGGAAAAUACUUGGACUCGAUGAACUUUCCGAGGAAGAGAUACUUCGCGUUGCAUCUAUUUUGGAUACGAAUGCGUUCGAAGUACGCAUUCCGUCUAAAGAUUUGAAAGUGCGUGGCUUAUUUCUGGAUACGGCUAUGGUGUCACAUGAUUGUGUGCCAAAUACUCGGCAUGUUUUUGAUAAUAAUUGUCAAAUAGUCGUCAUGGCUACAGUGGAUAUUCCUAAGGGUUCAGUUAUAAGCACUUCAUAUACGAAUACCUUGAAAAGUACUCUACCGAGGCGGGAACAUUUGCUGCAGUCAAAGUGUUUCGAAUGUACCUGCAGGAGGUGCGCAGAUCCUACAGAGCUCGAGACAUAUGCGGGAGCCAUAAUGUGCUCGAAAUGUAAAAUUGGAAAGAUCCUUUCUGAAGACCCGUUGGAUGCUUCUGCAGAUUGGAAGUGUCAACUUUGCCCACACAAAAUCAAAGUGAAACAAAUAGUGUGGGGGAACAACGCCCUUGAAAAGGAACUUCAGAGCUUGGAUAAGACUUCACCCAAGGCAUACGAAGAAUUUCUGCGUCGAUAUAGGGAUACACUUUAUGACAAGCACUCGCUCGUCCUGGAGACUAAAUAUGCCCUUAUUCAGUUGUAUGGAAAUGUACCAGGCUUCCUACUACAUGAACUGAAUGACGCAGCAGUCCAAAGGAAGCUUGACCUUUGCCAUGAUAUGUUGGAAAUUGCAGAUAUAUUCGAGCCUGGAUCUAGUCGGUUUCGAGGGAUGCUGUUAUUAGACUUGCAGGAAAUAAUGGCUGUACAAGCAAAGAGGGAAUUCGAGAACGGUCUGCUAACCAGAGAAGGGACGCAAGAAAAAUUAAUGGAUGCUAUGAAGAUAUUAAAUGAAGCAGUCGAAAUUCUGCAGGUUGAACCAGAAAUGCAAGCUACAUUACAAGACAGAGUUACCAGAAUGGCUAAAGAAAUCGAUCUGAAUUAAAAGUAGAUAAGUGAUAACCUGGAUUUUGUUGAGAUACUCCAUCCUCACAAGAAUAUGGAAAGAAUUUGAAGAAAAUAACUUACCUGAAUGAUAGAAUGGAAAUAUAAGAACAAAGUAUGGGACGCCAUUGUGGUAUGACUGAAAACUUACAGCCCUAGAAAAGGAUCUUUUUUAUGUUG